CUCAAUUAUUAAGCUAGCAGAGCGUCAGUACUUCUUCACUGUAACCCACAGAGUUGGCCCAGAGCUUCCUGGACUUGCAGCUGAGACCACAUCCCCCAGAAUGGUUAGAAAGCAGCAGCAGUAUACCCUGAAUCUGGAGCAAACUGCGGCGGAGCAGAUGUUAAGGCAUCCACACUGUUCACCCGAAGGAGCGCACUGUGGCUGUAGGUCGCACUAUGUGACGUGUGAGCUGCACGGGGUUACGAAAAACCCAUGUUCACUCUGGAAAAUACUUCUAAUAUGUCUGCUGGCUUGCCUGCUUGCCACAGCCAUUACAGCUCUGGCCCUUUAUUUUCGCCCCUUCGGCAACCCCACCAACACCACCAUCAUCAUAAACACAGAUGGGAGGCCCAGCCAGGAGCCCUGCACUUCUGCAUCCACACCGUCGCUUACCUCAACACCGUCACCUGGACCUGAGACCACGCCACCUUCUACUAGUAUAACCACCCCGGCCGCGACUACCACCACGCCCACAACGACCACUACAGUGACGACUAUCGCCACCACGGAGCAUGAAGCCAUUAUUGAAUAUGAUUACCAAGUGUAAACUCUCAGUUGUCUCGCUGAAGGGGGCCCUUUCCGAGACUCUGAAGCCUGCUAUGAUACCCCGAAGCGCAGUUCUCCAUUAAGCUAUACUGCUUUUCAUGUGGCGAUAGUCUGACCCUGGUUAAUUAAAA
Molecule: messenger RNA, 716 nt
Organism: Meriones unguiculatus (Mongolian gerbil)
Lineage: Eukaryota; Metazoa; Chordata; Mammalia; Rodentia; Muridae
Product: dynactin-associated protein
Exons: 3
Coding region: 101-586 (161 amino acids)
Biological process (GO): activation of protein kinase B activity
Cellular component (GO): Golgi apparatus; plasma membrane
Source: RefSeq, a predicted model, not a curated record